CUGCAAAUAGCGUUAGUGGCGUCUGCUGCUGUCAAGCUAUUGUUUUGUUUUGAAAUUUUGGUGUAAUUAGUUUGUUAUCCACGAUUUUAUUGUACUUAAGUGAAAAUAACCACUCUAAAUAUCGAUCAUGACCCAGUCCUAAUAUUGUCUUUGAUUGAGAACCGCGUGUACGAGUAGAAAACAAUAUUUUAUUCAAUACUAGUACCGCCUAACCAAUGCUCAAUGUUUUGAAGUUGGUCUGACCAAAUGUUACUUCAUUCCAUAGUAAGUUGAUUUGAGUGGGAUGCUUCAUUGGAUUCACAACCAUGGUACGGGUCCAAUGGAAAAUAUUUUCUUUUCCCCAUAGACUGAGGAAAUGGUUUUCAACUUAUUAUUCCAAGAUAGUUCUCACCAUACGGUCUUUGACUUACAAUCAUUUUAUGAACUCAAGUUAUGCAUCAGAUGUCAUAAUGGAACCAAUGAUUUGGUUUGUCGAUAAUUUUACCAAAUUUUUAGGACCCUUUUUUAUAGUUUGUGUCAUUACAUUAACAGCAUCAGUGGUAGGAAUCUGUUAUUGGAUUGGUUUACCAUAUUGGUGGGAGAAAAGUCCCACUGCCACCAUACCCAUUUUAAUAAUUGGGCAUUGGCUGCUAGUCAAUAUAUGUUUUACAUACUACAUGGGAGUUGUAACUCCCCCUGGAUAUCCCCCUGAGGGAAGUCUCAUUACUGAAGCUGUAAGUAUAUGUAAAAAGUGCAUUGCUCCAAAACCACCAAGAACUCAUCAUUGCUCAGUGUGCAACAGAUGUGUAUUAAAAAUGGACCAUCACUGCCCUUGGCUGAACAAUUGUGUUGGUCAUUUGAAUCAUCGUUAUUUCUAUACAUACAUGGCCUGGAUGUGUAUAGGAAUUAUUUUUAUUAUUAUUUUUGGUCUAGAAAUUCUGUAUGCUGAAGUAUUUGUACACUCUUUUCAAGGAGAGGACUAUGAGGAGGUUGAAUUAGAGGGCCAUCCAGUUAGAGUGAACACCUCUGGUGCUAUCAUUCCUGUGACAGAAGAGGGGUGGGGCGCAACUGUAGGUAGCAAGGGAGAACCUGAGAUGGAUGAUGCAGCAUGGAGAAGACGAUUCAUCUUGUAUGUGGCUCUUCUCUGUACAGGUACAAUUCUGGCCCUAGGAGCACUUACUAUAUGGCAUGGAAAACUCAUAAACCGAGGGGAAACCAGCAUUGAAGCCAAUAUAAACAAGAAAGAGAGAGAACGUUUGGCAAAGUUCAAAAGAACUUAUGUUAACCCCUAUGAUUUUGGAAAAAGAAGAAACUGGAUGCUCUUUCUAGGGCUUGUCAAUGGAAGGAAUUGGCGACAUAUUCUUUUUCCCUCAAGACAUCCUCCAGUGGGAAAUGGUCUGCAUUGGAAGACUGUAGACUCUGAUAGUGAUGGGGAAGAUGACUAUGACUGUAAAACUUUGCAAUCUUGUGUGUCGAGCUGAAUCUUUGAUUUUCAGCUUUAGGAUAUUUGAAUUGAUGAGAAAUACCAAUGUAACAUUUUUGA
Molecule: messenger RNA, 1522 nt
Organism: Thrips palmi
Lineage: Eukaryota; Metazoa; Arthropoda; Insecta; Thysanoptera; Thripidae
Product: palmitoyltransferase ZDHHC16
Exons: 9
Coding region: 306-1460 (384 amino acids)
Biological process (GO): protein palmitoylation
Cellular component (GO): Golgi apparatus
Molecular function (GO): palmitoyltransferase activity
Source: RefSeq, a predicted model, not a curated record